AGGACACUGCUGCCUGUGCCGUUGCUGGACCUCAACAAUAGCAGCAAGAGGAUUCAGACGCGACAACCGUCUCUCGGGUGAUGUACGAAAGCGUGGAUGUUGUGGGUUUGAGUCCCAGCCCCAGCCGCAGCAGCCCCAGCCCCGGCUCUUUCCUGAGCAUGGACUACUACCACAGACCCCCGGGGCUCGGGCCGGAGAAGGGACUCCUGUCCGGUGUAGGAGGACUCCAGCGGUCGUUCGGAGCGUCCUUGGUGACCGGCAGGAACUGGAGCGGAUCCUGCCACUCCAUAGAGACUGAGAGCACGAGUUCAGGGGAGGACCUGCUCGUCCCCAGCCCCCCCUCACCUCCGCCCCCACCCCGCAUCUACAAGCCCUGCUUUGUGUGUCAGGACAAAUCUUCAGGAUACCACUAUGGAGUCAGCGCCUGUGAGGGCUGCAAGGGUUUCUUUCGGAGGAGCAUCCAGAAGAACAUGGUGUACACUUGCCACCGGGACAAAGUCUGUGUCAUAAACAAGGUGACAAGGAACCGGUGUCAGUCCUGUCGACUGCAGAAAUGCCUUGAUGUCGGCAUGUCCAAGGAGUUGGUACGAAACGACAGAACGAAGAAGAAGAAGGAGGAGAAGAGGCAAGGGGAGGUAGAGAUCCACGUUCUGUCAGCGGACACAGAGCAGAUGAUUGAACGGGUUCGCCAGGCCCAUCAGGACACAUUUCCCUCCCUGUGUCAGCUGGGAAAAUACACCACGAGCAACAGCUCAGAGCACCGUGUCUCGCUGGACGUCAGUCUUUGGGACAAGUUCAGCGAACUCUCCACCAAAUGCAUCAUUAAGACGGUGGAGUUCGCCAAGCACCUGCCUGGCUUCACAACGCUAACCAUCGCUGAUCAGAUCACGCUGCUCAAAGCCGCCUGCCUCGACAUACUGGUUCUGAGGAUCUGCACUCGCUACACCCCGGACCAGGACACAAUGACCUUCUCUGACGGUUUGACUCUGAACCGCACCCAGAUGCACAACGCCGGGUUUGGACCUCUCACAGACCUCGUCUUCUCCUUUGCCAACCAGCUGCUCCCGCUGGAGAUGGAUGAUGCAGAGACGGGAUUACUCAGCGCCAUCUGCCUGCUCUGUGGAGAUCGUCAGGAUUUGGAGGAACCAGAAAAGGUGGAUGUUCUUCAGGAGCCAAUGCUAGAAGCUUUGAAGAUCUAUGUGAGGAGGAGGAGGCCUGAUAAACCCUGUAUGUUCCCUAAAAUACUGAUGAAGAUCACUGACCUCAGGAGCAUCAGUGUGAAGGGAGCAGAGCGAGUGAUCACACUGAAAAUGGAGAUCCCCGGCUCCAUGCCUCCUCUCAUUCAGGAGAUGCUGGAGAACUCUGAGGGUCUGGAGGGGCAUGGAGCUGGGGGAGAGAAAGGGGGAGGAAAAGGUAGAAGAGGAGGCAGAGAAGAGGAUGAAAAAGACCUCAGGAGCUGUCAUCCAAGGCCCUCGCUCAAAUCAGUCCCCUCCCGCAGCCCAAGCCCCAUUUCCUGCUCCCCUUCCUCUCCCUCCCCCUCCACCUGAAGCUCCACACUCAGCAACUCUCCUCCACACAGCGCCACCACUCAGGGGGCAUGGACAACCAUCCACACGGCAGACACACAGAGAAUGAAAGCAGAAAAAAACUGCACCUAAUAACAGAUAAUCUGGAAGACACAUUUGAACCCAUAAACUCACUGAAACAUGUCGAGUGAAAGCAGGUAAACUAUGGUUUGUGUUCAGAUAUCAGUUUCAUACGUACAGUGCAAAAAAUAUGCUCACUUUUUUAAAGUCUUUUUAUAAUGCCUAAAUGUUAAUUAUUUGCAGACUGUGUGAACCUCAAUGAAGGAUUAUGUAUACGGAAUAUGGGCAGACUGAUUAAGAGGAUUCCUGUUAUAUCACUCACUUCCUUUCUAAUGAAAAGUCAUGUGUAAUAUGCAAAAUCUAUAUAAGAGUGAAGUUGCAACAGAGGCAUGGUGGCAGUUUUACUUGAAAAACAUCAUCAGCAACAGACAGAGGUGACGACAAAACAACAGAUGAUAAAUAGCAGGUGUGCCAGUGUUUUGCUCAGGUACAUCAGUUGGGCUGAUGAUGCACAGCUUGUGAGAUCUCACAGCAACAACACAAGUGAACAAAAAAUUCAGCAAGCAACUCUAUUUCUUUUGAGGCUCUUAAACCACCGUUCGAGGCAGGUUUAUAACUGCUGAUAGCAAAAGCUUCUUUAAGCAGUAGUGUUUCCCAAUGUUUACUUUGAUCACUAAUUUCAAUGUUAUUGUAGAUUGUCCAUAGAUGAUUGUCCUCUAUGUGAGUUGCUUCAAACUGAGCUUUCUGAGAUUCUGGUUCUGCU
Molecule: messenger RNA, 2349 nt
Organism: Seriola dumerili (greater amberjack)
Lineage: Eukaryota; Metazoa; Chordata; Actinopteri; Carangiformes; Carangidae
Gene: rarab
Product: retinoic acid receptor alpha-B-like
Exons: 10
Coding region: 81-1547 (488 amino acids)
Biological process (GO): cellular response to corticotropin-releasing hormone stimulus; retinoic acid receptor signaling pathway; regulation of transcription by RNA polymerase II
Cellular component (GO): transcription regulator complex; nucleus
Molecular function (GO): RNA polymerase II cis-regulatory region sequence-specific DNA binding; zinc ion binding; nuclear receptor activity
Source: RefSeq, a predicted model, not a curated record